This is a messenger RNA of Microthlaspi erraticum, 1215 nucleotides long. The record is from the annotation of a GenBank genome assembly. NCBI's taxonomy places the organism in Eukaryota, Viridiplantae, Streptophyta, Magnoliopsida, Brassicales, Brassicaceae.
AUGGAUCGAAACCAAAGACACAGAAGAAGCAUUCUAGAUUCAUUAGGCGAAGAGCUGAUCGGAAUCCUCGCACCAGUCUCGAUAUGUAUGUUCACCGUCGUUCUCCUAGUCUGCGUCCUAAACUCGGACCCAUCCUCCUCCUCAUCCGCCUCUUUUUCCUCCAUAGCCACCGCAGCUUACACCGAGAGCGACUCCGAUUCCCCCUGGGACAGAUUCGUAGGCGCCUCCUUAAACUCACUCGUCUUCGUCGCCGCGAUCACCGUCGCGACGUUCGUGCUCGUGCUUCUCUUUUACCUCAGAUGCGUCAAUUUCCUGAAAUUCUACAUGGGUUUCUCGGCAUUCAUAGUUCUAGCGAAUUUAGGCGGAGAAAUCUUAGUCCUUUUGAUCGACCGAUUAAGAUUCCCGAUCGAUUCCGUCACGUUCCUGAUCCUCCUCUUCAAUUUCUCCGUCGUCGGUGUCUUCGCCGUCUUCAUGUCGAGAUUCUCGAUUCUGAUCACUCAGGCUUACUUGGUUGUGAUCGGCGUCUUAGUCGCUUUCUUCUUCACCAUGUUACCUGAAUGGACAACUUGGACUCUCCUCGUAGCGUUAGCGAUCUACGACGUCGCCGCUGUUCUCUUACCUGUUGGCCCUUUGCGUCUCCUCGUGGAAAUGGCGAUUUCGAGAGACGAAGACAUACCGGCUCUGGUCUACGAAGCGCGGCCGGUUAUCCGAAACAACGAGUCCGGUUUGGUUCAGAGGAGAGUUUGGAGAGAAAGAGGAUCUAGCCAGAGUUAUCACUCCAGUGAUAUCGAGAACGCUUAUAGAGAAGCAGAAACAGAAUCGGAAGGAGAAGAAGAUGUUGGUUCGAGCGAGAGAUCGGAGAUAUCUGUGCCGUUGUUGAUUGAUCGGAGACCUGAUCAAGGUGAGAAUUCGGAGACUUUUCUUGAAGGGAUUGGGUUGGGAUCAACAGGAGCGAUCAAGUUAGGUCUUGGCGAUUUCAUCUUCUACAGUGUUUUGGUUGGGAGAGCUGCGAUGUAUGAUCUGAUGACGGUUUACGCUUGUUACUUGGCGAUCAUAGCCGGUUUAGGUGUCACGUUGAUGCUCUUGUCUGUGUAUCAGAAGGCUUUACCGGCUCUUCCUGUAUCGAUCAUGUUGGGCGUUGUGUUUUACUUCUUGGCAAGGUUGUUGCUCGAAGAGUUCGUUGUUCAGUGUUCUUCAAACCUUGUCAUGUUCUAA